AUGAGUACCACCGAGGUCCCUUUGAACAUGGCUUUGCGUGAAGCCAAACAGCGCGUGGACACCGCCAUGAUGAACAAGCUUCUCAUUGAGGAGCUCGAAGAUGCCUCCAAAGUAGGUUUGAUCAAGGAGCUGAGCAGAACUCUGAACAUGGAUCUUGACUCCGGCGUCCGGGCUUGUCUGUGGUUCGCGGAUGUUGAACGACUUAAAGCGCUCGUGCAAAAAGCCCGAGAAGAUGAAGACAGUGAGGCACUAAUCCUCCUGAGAGGUGACCUUGUUACUGCCAUGCUCCAAACGUGUAAGCUUCUACCGAGAUACCCGACGCCUACUCCAGAUGUAGUUGCAUUGACUAACCCAUCUGUGAUCGAAGGGGUUCCCCGAAAGCCGCAACGAAAGAGGAAACGACAAGAAAGCGUAUCCGAGCCAUCAGAGGCUAGCACAAGCGAUGGCCAGAACCAGACCUUGCUUCAAACUGCAGCAGCCAGUGGCCCUGACACGUUACUUGGGCCGCCCCGUCUAGGAAAAGCGAAAAAGCUUUGUCGUGAGAGGGAUCAGAACACCUGCGUGGUCACUGCUAAUGGCAUUACUGCUGAAGUGGCUCACAUCUACACUCACUGUCUCAACCCGCUGGAUAGUCAGAAUCAAGACAGGAAUCGGAUUUUCUGGUCUGUACUCAAGCUUUUCUGGUCAAAGGCGAUGGUGGAGAGCUGGAAGUCAGCUGUUCUGGGUCCCAUGGGCACCGAGGCUUGUCAAAACAUGUUAUGUCUGUCGCCAACUGUACACAGACGUUGGCAAAAGGCCCACUUCGCUUUGAAGCCUGUGGACAAAUCGGAUAAUGGAAAGGAGAUGACAGUCCAAUUUUUCUAUCUUCUGCGUGGAAAGUAUGCUCAGCAAACAAAGCUUGAAACUCGACCUGAUGAAACAUGUCAUCUGACACCUGGAAUUAUGUACAACGAGAAAGCUGGGGCUGCUAUCUACUCUGGCCAAAAGCUGGUUAUCAAGACAGCUGACCCCCAAAGGCACCCACUUCCAUCCUUUGACCUAUUACAAAUGCAGUGGAUCUUGACGAGGAUUGUGGCGAUGAGUGGUGCUGCCGAUGACAUCGAGCCCUCUGAUAGGUUUUCUGGCGGUAAUAUGGAUUGGUUUCUAGGCAUGUGCGACGAGGAAAAAGAGGAGGAGGAAGAGGAGGAAGAGGAGGAGAACAGUGAGGAUGAAGAGGACGAGGAAAAGAUCGAGGAGGAAGUUGAAAAAGGCAAAGAGACGGACGGGGAAAAGCAGGGGGUGAGAUCCUCAAUUGUCCCAAGGGUUGGAGAGAAUCAACCGGUCCACUCAAUACCCUAG
Messenger RNA from Aspergillus alliaceus, 1338 nucleotides. Its product is annotated as HNH endonuclease signature motif containing protein. NCBI's taxonomy places the organism in Eukaryota, Fungi, Ascomycota, Eurotiomycetes, Eurotiales, Aspergillaceae. The record is from RefSeq and is a predicted model, not a curated record. The transcript is spliced from 2 exons. Bases 1 to 1338 code for a protein of 445 amino acids.